AUGGCAGACACGGCCGUUCAGCUGAGCGGAUUCGGAGAUCUGAACAACAACGUGUCCAGGACGCCGGUGUCCACCAGGAUGUCCUUCUCGGCGUCCAGGCGAGGAGCCACCGUGAGCUUCCACGACAUCAACUACAGCGUGAAGAUGAAGAGCGGCUCCUUGUGCAAGAGGAAGGUCGAUCAGAAGAACAUCCUCAUCCAGCUCAAUUUGUCUAGCGGUGUCAUGAAGCCGGGACUGAAUGCCAUAUUAGGACCAACGGGGGGCGGGAAAUCAUCGUUUCUGGAUGUUCUGGCCGCUCGUAAGGAUCCUGCUGGUCUUUCUGGAGAGGUUCUGAUAGACGGAGCUCCACAGCCUCCAAACUUCAAAUGUCUGUCUGGAUACGUAGUGCAGGAUGAUGUGGUCAUGGGGACGCUGACCGUUCGUGAGAAUUUGCGUUUCUCAGCGGCUUUAAGGCUGCCUAAGUCGAUCAGUCAGCAAGAAAAGGACGACAGGGUUCAGAAACUUCUUAACGAUCUAGGACUCAGCAAAGUGGCUGAUUCACGGGUGGGCACGGAGCUGAUUCGUGGUGUUUCGGGUGGAGAGAGAAAGAGGACAAGCAUUGGCAUGGAGUUGAUCUUUGAUCCGCCCGUGCUUUUCCUGGACGAACCGACCACAGGUCUGGACGCCAGUACGGCCAACUCCGUCCUCAUGCUGCUCAAGAGAAUAGCGAACAGCGGUCGCACCAUCAUCCUCUCCAUCCAUCAGCCGCGGUACUCCAUCUAUCGGCUGUUCGACAGCCUCACGCUGCUGGUGGGAGGAAGACUGGUGUAUCACGGCUCGGCUCAAGACGCCCUGGACUACUUCAGCCAGAUCGGAUACACCUGUGAACCUCAUAACAACCCUGCUGAUUUCUUCCUGGAUAUCAUCAAUGGAGAAUCCACCGCCGUCGCUCUCAACAAGUUAUACGCCAAUGAGGAACUGGACGAGGAGCAGCUGAUUUCGUCUCUGAAGGGCAUCGAGGACCGUUUGGUGGAGCAGUACAAAAAGAGCAUCAGCUGCAAACAGACCAAAAGCGAGCUAGAGAGAAUUGUUCAGGGACAGGACUACAGCUCACUACCCAAAUCCAGAACCAUCACCUACAGCACGUCCUUCUGCCACCAAUUUAACUGGGUCCUCAAGAGGACCUUCAGGAACCUCAUUCUGAACCCUCAGACCUCAUUUGUUCAGAUUGGUGUGAUGAUUUUCCUGGCUCUGAUUGUUGGAGUCAUAUUUUUUGGAGUAAAGGAGAACACGAGUGGCAUUCAGAACAGGAUGGGUGCGCUUUUCUUCAUCAUCACGAAUCAGUGCUUCAGUGCUAUGUCCUCAGCUGAACUGUUUAUUACAGAGAGGAAACAGUUUGUGCACGAGUACAUCAGCGGAUACUACAGAGUCUCGGUCUACUUCCUGUGUAAGUUACUGUCUGACAUCUUGACUCUGCGCACCAUCCCAGCAAUCAUCAUCAGCUGCGUGGCGUACUGGAUGAUCGGACUGAAGGCGACGGCCCAGGCCUUCUUCAUCUUCCUGUUCUCCGUCAUUCUGGUGUCCUACACAGCCACGUCUAUGACUCUGGCCAUCUCCGCCGAUCAGACGGUGGUGGCCAUCGCUAGCAUUGUCAUUAACACAAUAUUAGUGUUUAUGAUGAUCUUCUCGGGGCUGCUGGUGAAUCUCCCCAGUGUGGCUGUCUGGUUGAACUGGUUGAAGUAUCUCAGUAUUCCUCGUUACGGUUUUGUUGCCGUGGAAAUCAAUGAAUUCAUUGGUCUUAAUCUGUGUGACAUGAGGAACAUAAGCGGCAUGUAUAGACAAGUCUGCACCACAGGCGAGGACUUUCUGAGCGAACAGGGCAUUGAUUUCUCAGCCUGGGGUUUGUGGCAGAAUCACUUGGCUCUGGGCAUCAUGACCAUCAUCUUCCUCAUCAUCGCUUACCUCAAGCUGCGCUUCAUCAAGAAGUUCACCUAAACGCAAGCUCGUGUUCCUCCAAAUCUCAAAGUUAGCAUAUAACAAAGAAUAUUUAGCCAAGGAUGAACAGAUUGUAGUAUUACUCUUUUGGUCAUGCUAUGUCUCAUCGUAUGUUGACUUAACUGAUGACACAGGCAGACAAUAAAUCAUGUAUGUUCUUCUAAUUCUUUACAAGAUAUUAGUUUGACACCUCUAUAAACGGUCAGCUGCAUUACGUGCAUUUCUUUUUUCACUUGGUCCAACAUAGCAGUUCAGCUAUAAUGGUGCUAGAAUAAACUACUUGCUGUACAGUUUAUUUUUCGGAGCUCAACAAUAAAACACGACUUAUCAAA
Puntigrus tetrazona (Sumatra barb) is the source of this 2306-nucleotide messenger RNA. RefSeq names its product broad substrate specificity ATP-binding cassette transporter ABCG2-like. Gene Ontology annotation, cellular component: plasma membrane. Lineage: Eukaryota; Metazoa; Chordata; Actinopteri; Cypriniformes; Cyprinidae. The transcript is spliced from 15 exons. Bases 1 to 1974 code for a protein of 657 amino acids. The record is from RefSeq and is a predicted model, not a curated record. Gene Ontology annotation, molecular function: ABC-type transporter activity; ATP binding; ATP hydrolysis activity.